This is a messenger RNA of Mercenaria mercenaria, 1912 nucleotides long. RefSeq lists its product as uncharacterized. The transcript is spliced from 2 exons. The coding region runs from base 120 to 1145 and encodes 341 amino acids. NCBI's taxonomy places the organism in Eukaryota, Metazoa, Mollusca, Bivalvia, Venerida, Veneridae. The record is from RefSeq and is a predicted model, not a curated record.
UUUCUAAGAUUUUCAAAAUAUUGGAUUUCGAUAUUUGUUUUUUUAUGUUCAAGUUUUAAAUAUUUGAAGUAUUUUAUCUCCAGCGAAACCGAGUUUCAUAUCGAUAAAAACUAUUUAAAAUGCCCCUUCAUUGUGUAUACGGAUUUCUUAUUUCAGAAUGUCGAACUAUAUGGGCUUAUUCCGAUCCAUUUUACAUAUGGCCGCUCUCCCCGAGUCACUCUACAGUGGAGAUUGCCGGACACCCAUCUGUUGGAACAGCAAGCUGCAUUUCAAGCGCCAUCGGCCAUCCCGCUCUGGACUACAACGGGCUAGAAUUACGGGGUAGUACAAAUUCAUUCGCGGAAUUCACUUUGGACACGACAGCUUCAAUUGAAGACUUUUCAAUCAUGUUGUUUGUUGUACCUGAAGGGUUCAGUGGCACACUAUUUCAUUACGAAAAACAGAACCUAGCAACCGGAACAAACGAAAUGAGAAAUAUUAUCCUCUCCUACGAAAAUAUGACAUCACAUUUGAUAGCAACCGGCAAUAACGCAAGUGAUAUUCUAAUUUCCAUAUCUUUAGUGACCAACUUUCAACCUGACGGCUGGAUGCCAAUCACAAUUUCUUAUGACUUUAGCGGCAGAGGCCUUGCUAUGUAUGCAGGGGACGCUAAGACAACAGAAGAUACUGAUGAACACAUUCUCUUAGGAUUACCAGGAAAAAUUAGAAUAGGUGGCGUCUCUAAGUUUGGAUACGAUAGCUAUCUCGGAAGAGUAACAUGUCUGCAGUUCUAUGAUGCUAAAACAAAUAAUGGUGAUUUUGACGACGCAUUGAUCAGAUGCACGUCCGCUUCAUGGCCGCCGGAUAUGGGACCACCCUCAGUUUCAUCUUACCCCUCUUGCAAUGCCAUGAGAGGAUAUUUCCAGCUUACUUCGAGAGGAAGAACACCGCCACCAUCAACCGUACCUAUUGCAAGCCUAAACACUACUUCAAAAGUGAAAUGCGCAGAUUGGUGUCUUUUGCCUAACAACGCAUGUGUCUCCUUUGUUAUAGACAAAGUCCACAAAGUCUGCAGUUUGUAUGACGUAGACGAUACUGCACACCUUAUUAUUUCUGGAAGUGGCACGGAUUACUAUGUGUCAAGUACACUUGUCAAUUGCUGUUAAUCUGGCCGGCAACGGAUAGUGACAACAGUUCUCCGGACAUUUAAUUUGUAAACAAUUUCUUGAAUCAAAAAUGUAUAUUAUACUAAAUAGCAAAAGAUGAACGUGCUGCAUAUCUUUAGAAGAAAGUAUAAUUUAGACUAUGAAGACAGGAAAGAAUGAUGAAAUUCAAAAUACAUGUAUAUAUCUUAUUCACACAGCUACAUCAGCACAUAUCAGAACAUUGCCAAUUUUCUACACGAUGAAAACAAUUUUAGCUAUUAGAAUGUACAUUUACACAAGUACAGAUAAAGAACAGACUUUUUUCUAGUGAGUAGUUUCUGCAGUUAGAUAAAAAUUAUUUACUACGAAUAUCAAAACAAAAAUAAACGCGUGGAUAUAUUUCAAAAUGUUUAGGCCUUGGACCCGAAAAGGUGGCACCCAUGUACAGAUUCAUGUUAUAUGUACGUUUAUGUAUCAUGGACAUUUUUGUCAAAAAGCAUGUUAACAUUAUCUGUUAAAAUUACAUAUUGUUAAAAAUCAAAAUGAAGUUGACACACUUGAACAAGAAAUUGUGAAUUGUGAAAAAGGUUUGCUGAAUGUUGCGUAUGUCCUUGAAAUCAAAUUAACUGUUUUGUCCUUGGUAAUGAACAGACUGUCUUUUAAAAAGGGAAUUUCGUGUCUUUUCGACAAUUUGCUAUUUUAUCUUGUCAAUUAUUUGUGUACAGGGUAUUCAUACUUUGUUUCUUGAAUAUGGUCUGGUCUUUAUAUUUACCAGAGACAGUGUGUGC